CCAGUGAGCCCGAGGCGGGGGCGGCCGCGGAUCAGAGCGCGAAACAUGGCUGGGCUAGGUGGCGGCGUCCGUGGCGGCGGCUACAAGAACGACGGCGAUGAGGGCGACGAGGGCGUGCUGCAGGCGGCCGUGCAGGUGUUCGCGAAGCUAAAGGAUCUCAAGUGCCCGGUCCUUGAGGGUCUUUAUAUCACAGAACCUACGACCAUUCAGGAACUGCUGUGUAGUCCCUCGAAGUACCGCUUGGAAAUCCUGGAGUGGAUAUGUGUUCGGGUCUGUCCGUCCUGGCAGGACAAGUUCAGCUUGCUAAAGGGGGCCCCAGUCGAGGUGAAGGUCCAAGAGAUGGUGAAACUCGGCCAUGAGCUGAUGCUGUGUGGGCUGGAUGACCAGGAGCUCGUGAAGGCUGAGUGCAGGUCCAGGGAGACCAGAGGAGAGAACAUGGGCCGGGCCUGCGCCCAGAAGCAGUUGCACCUCCUGGACCAGCUGCUGGAUGCCGUCUGGAGCCUGACUGUCGGAUACUCCAGCUGCCCCAGUGUGAAGGAGCACUUAGAGGGCACCAGAGAGAAGAAUGAGGCACUGCUGGGGGAGCUCUUCUCCGGUCCCCACCUGCAGACACUCCUGAGCCCAGAGUGUGACCUGUGGCCCCUGGACAUGCAGCCACUCCUUGACCAGCAGAGCACUGACUGGCCGAGGGCCAGCCCCCCUGUGCAGCCUGAGGAGGGGAAGGUGACGGAGCUGGCCGGAAAGUUGCGGGAGAGUGCUGCCACGCUGCAGAUGCUCAGGGCAGAGUGCUUUGCACAGCACAAGCAGGGGGCUGCUGUGAAUGCGGCUGACCCCAGCACCCUGGACCAGAAGCUGCGCCUGGUCAUCUCAGACUUCCACCAGCUCGUCGUGGCUUUUCUUCAAGUCUAUGAUGAUGAGCUGGGUGAGUGCUGCCCGCGCCCAGGCCCCUACCUCCACCCGUGUGGCCCCAUCAUCCAGGCCGUGUACCAGACUCUGACGUCGUGCAGCCAACUGUUGAGAGCGGCCAUGGAGGUCGCGGACACCUCGGCCAAAGCCGUGGAGGCGGCGGAGCGGCAGCAAGGCGAGCAGAUCUGUUGGGGCAGCAACGGCUGUGUCAUGAGUCUAGUCUUCAGAUACUCCUAGUGAACACGGGUAAUGCACCCCUCCCCCUGGCAAGCUUGCCAAAGGAUGCAGGAAACGUGUUGAGACAUAAAGUGUGUUCCCAUCAUCGACUGUGCCCUGAGGAUGGGGCUCCCGGUGUCGUGGUGGUGAGGCCCGUCCCUGUUGGCUAACUGUGGCCUCUGUGCCAGAUCGGAUUCUUCUGACGUUUCUGUUAUUGGAUGUGGCGGAUGAGAUCUGCAUUUAGUUUCAAUUAAACUUUUCUUCUGAGUAAAUUUACCAUUUUAUUAUGGAAAUAUGCAUUCAGAAAAGCUCUUUUUUAUAAGAAAAAUAGUGCUUAGUGAGGAACCUCAAUUCAGAGGGAGUAGAAUAGGAAUGGGAUAUAGUUGGGUAUUUUCCCUGCACUCUGGCCAACCCCCUUUAUUCCAAUUCAAGUGAUUUUAAAGUGAAUACUUGGUUACCCAUGACCCAGGUCAAGAACUAGAACAUGAUAGCACCCUAGGAAGCCCCAUGGGGUGUCUUUUCCCGUUGACGGCUAGCUGCCAUCCUAACCAGAAGGUGGUGACGUCUCUGGGAGACUCAUCUGCCAUGCGUGUCUGUCAUUUGUUUGUGUUCAUCGCCCCGUAGCUGGCAAACUCUUAAAGAGCUGGGUAGGAAUCUUGUGUUCAGCUUGUGAUGUGAACCCAGCUGCGGACCCCGUGGAGACCCUUCCAUGGGCCCUCUGCUCCUCUGGGGCUCAAGAGCCGCUUGGUCUUUGGCUCUGGACAGUCAGAUUCAAAUCGGUCUUGGUGCAGAUGGCCUUGACUUUCUCCCUUUCGGAGUUCGCCGAGUUUCUCGGAUAGGUAGCCUCACUUCUCAUCAGCACUCAGCCAGACAGUUGAUGGCUCUUCCUUCUCCUUCACUUCCUGCUUGUUCUGAGCCUCGAGGUCAGCCAGAGGCGAUUGUUCAGGUCCUUGUCCGUCCUCUCCUGGGAACUGGCACAGCCUUGGGUGUGCAUGUGGCCUUCUAGACUGCCAGGCCUGCGGAACUCCUCAGAGCCCUUGUGGACACCCCACUCCCCACCUGCUCCCAAGUCCUGGCGUUUGCUUGUAAAUGUUUACCUGCAGGGCACCCCCAAGGAGUGCCUUAAGGUCACAGAGCCUCUGAGCCCUCCCUCUGUGUGGACUUGCCAGCCAGCCCUCUCUGCGGGCAGCCAGCUGCCUUGGCCUUGCCACGUAUAUACCGGGUACUCACAGGGUCUCUUCUCUCUGACGGACCUGCCACAAGCUCAUCCAUUUUAAAAUUUGUCCUAACAUUUAUCCUAGUCACCACUGUCACUGUGACUCCCCCCGCCACUAUACAUAAUUGCUGUUAAUAAAAUGCCAUCAUUAAUGGAAUGAUGGUCCUUAGUGUCCUUCACAGGACUGCUGGAGGGCUAACCGUGACGUCUGAGCUGUGUGAACCCCUCCCUCCCCCUCCCCCUGCGGGGUGCCCCACAGAGUCAGCCUUGAGAUCCUGGCCCCCUCGGUGGGUCUGGAGAGUGGGGAGGGAAAGCGCGGCCCCUCCAGAUGUUGUUUGAGAUGAGUUCUUGGGCCACAGACAGACACACCAGGGAAGCAGUCCAUGCCGACUCCAUGCCAGGGCCAGUCGGAACGGCCUUCCCGCCUUCCCUGUGUCCCACCUGACCGAACCCAAGGCUUCGGCUUGUGGCCUCUUCAGGACCUGCAGCUAUGGGAGGUCUGCACGUCUGUGGCCUUUCCCUCCCCAGGACAAGAGGCUGGGCCACCUCUCUGUGUGUCAGUAGCCAGGCUCCAUUGGUAGCACAUCCCCACGUUGCAGUGGGGGGCUGGGUGUGCCCGCUGGGCCUGUGUCCUGAGCCAUGCUGCUGCAUGUGUGGAGAGGGCCUUAGUGACAUGGACUGGGCUGCUCCUCUCAUCAUUGUUCACCAGUCGCCAUCUCUGCUGAGUGGACCUGAAGCCCCAUUUGCCUUGGUGCGGAGAGCAUGGGAGGGGAGUUGAUAGCACCAACACGGAGAGUUGGAGAAAGCCACAGACCAACCAGGGGAGAAGAGUAGGGCCUGUCUGGUAGAUGGGCUGCUGUCCCAGGACCGUGUGGCCAGCAGCCCUGUGGGGCAUGGGGAGGGGGCAGUGGGGAGUGGGCCGGAAGCAGAGGGUGUGAGCAAGGCCAGUCUGUAUAGAGUGGUGCCCCCAGUGAGACUCUUGCCUGUCCUUUCAUAAAGAAAUUGACUGAAAUAAAUGGCUAACCCAGGCUCCUGGCAUGGCUUCGGAAUCCCAACUGAAGCCCACUUUUUUCUGGUGCAAGUGUUCAUGACAUGAUGGUCAUGUCCAUUGCCUUGACCCCCCCC
Molecule: messenger RNA, 3463 nt
Organism: Lutra lutra (Eurasian river otter)
Lineage: Eukaryota; Metazoa; Chordata; Mammalia; Carnivora; Mustelidae
Gene: HAUS7
Product: HAUS augmin like complex subunit 7
Exons: 11
Coding region: 46-1143 (365 amino acids)
Biological process (GO): centrosome cycle; spindle assembly
Cellular component (GO): HAUS complex
Molecular function (GO): microtubule minus-end binding
Source: RefSeq, a predicted model, not a curated record